UGGGUACUAUGCAGAAAGAUUCAUAAUGACAAUAAAGUGUUUUUCGAAUGUUCAAAUAAUUGUUUCAUUGUUUGACACGGCGAUGUUUUCAUAGUGGAUAUCUUUGAUAAUGUAAUGGCGGCGAGUAGUUCGGAUGGUAGUUGUGAGGAUUUGGCUUUAAUGUCAAUAGAAGACAGCUGUAGCAGGUAUAGCUCAACUGUUGGAAAGUGUCCUCUGUGUGGCAAUUAUAAAAAGGCAUUUUAUUGCAAACAGUGUGUUCAGAAUGGAGACUUCAUUCAUUCGAAAUGUAUGCAAUCGUUGUACCCUGGUCGGAAGAUGUCUUCUUCCUUCGAUCAUGUUAUUUAUCGGAGAUUCGCGGAUAAACAAAUUAACCUCUUGCGGUUGAAGAAUGACAAGUGUCAGGUAGAGAAACAUUGUGAAGAAUUGCUGUGGAAGCGGUUAAAAGCAAAUGAAUUGCAAUGUGAAAUAGAUGCCUGCAAAGAAAGAAUACGUCUUUUGGAAUUACUGAAUAAAGAGACUGCACUCAACAUUGUAAAAGGCCGAAAUGACGUAGCAGCCUUAAUAGAAACAAACAAGCAGCGAGCAGAUCGCUUGCCACGAUAUGAGGAGCGUGUCUGCCGUUUGCAGCAGUUUGUUGCCAACUUAUCUGAAGAUGCUGAAGAAAGGCGUCAGUCCUUGCAGAAAAUUCAAGAUGAGCUGAAGCACGUUAUAAGAUCAAGCAUACAGCAACUUGUGCAGUACAUCUUCCCCAUAGCACAAGUUCCAUCAGCUCAGAGUGAGGAAGACAAUGAAACACAAGAUACUGUUAGUGCCUUGGCUGAAGCAACUCGCACUGCUUAUGUUAAAGGCAAAUGGGUAUUUACCGACAGUUCUGGGGAACUACACCAUUGUAUAGUAGCCCCAUCACUUCCUGGGUCUGGAGAUUAUUCUGCUUAUAAUGCUUGGGUUGCUGCAAACAGGGAUGGUGUUCCUAGUGGUAACAGUGAUGUUGACCACAAUGCAGCAUACAACAUUAGUGCUGCCCUUACAUACACAACCCAGUUGAUCAAUGUAUUGGCAUUUUAUUUGGAUGUAUGGUUGCCAGCAAAAUUGAGUUACAGUGAUUUUUGCAGCCAUGAAAUGAGUGACCAUCAGUUUGCAAGAAGAGUAGCAAGACUUAAUACAAACAUCCUCCAUCUUUGCUUUUCGCAAAAUGUAAAUCCUGAGCUCCUGAGACCAUCGCACACACUACAGAAUGUGCUUCACUUAUUAAACACACAAGUUAGUGACUUGGGCAGGCAAGGACCAUUUGAAGUGGACUGCAAUCUCACUAAAUCACUAGAAGAACAACUGGCACGAGAAUUGGGUCAGAAUGAGAGCUCUGAUUCAGAAGAUGAGAGUGAUAAUUUGCCAAUGGAAUGGGAAGCAGUGCCCCAUGUUUCAUGUCCAGAAAGUUCUCCUGGCCCAAUGAGCUUAGGGUCGCAGCAAGCUCUGACCAGCACUCAACAAGCUACAAGUAUGGCUGGUGGUUUAGUUACCAGUGCAGCAGCAAGUAUUGCUUCCAUAUGGAGAGGUUGGACAGGAAACAGAUAGAAUAUGGCUAUAGCUUUAUAUAUCAGUUUUUUAAUGUAUACAUUUGUGCAUGGCAAAAAGGUCACUAUGGUGUAUUAAUGUACAUUUAUUAGUAUAUUUUACCCAUGGAGGCUUCUUUUUUGCAGUUAUCUCCUCUUUCAUGUAAAGUUUUACUUUUUUCAGCUGUAUCACAUUUUUUGCUGAAGUUACCAAUUUGCACUCGAACCGCCAUUUUUUAAAAUGACAGUGGGAGCCACUAUUUUGUGUAGGUGGUGUUCAUUUUCUCGGGGUAGUGCUGGUGAUCCCAAUAAACUAAAAUGAGAUUUAUAGA
Messenger RNA from Schistocerca americana (American grasshopper), 1882 nucleotides. It is a transcript of the gene Atg14, whose product is annotated as beclin 1-associated autophagy-related key regulator. The record is from RefSeq and is a predicted model, not a curated record. The transcript is spliced from 9 exons. NCBI's taxonomy places the organism in Eukaryota, Metazoa, Arthropoda, Insecta, Orthoptera, Acrididae. Bases 115 to 1572 code for a protein of 485 amino acids. Gene Ontology annotation, cellular component: autophagosome; extrinsic component of omegasome membrane; extrinsic component of phagophore assembly site membrane. Gene Ontology annotation, biological process: autophagosome assembly; cellular response to starvation; mitophagy.